AUGGGUUUAAAGUUUUUCUCCAGAGUGGCAAUCGCCUUAGCCAUAGUUUUAAUAGCAGUGGUUAUCUUAGAAUUUAUGUUACCGACUUUAUACGUUAAGGAGCAAGAAGGAGAUGUCAUUAAAGAAACACAAGAGCCGAUUGUUGCAGGGAUUAGGGGACUUGAAGUUGCCACGGAGAACAAUAAUUUCGCGUCAUCUGCAAAAGAAUCAAAUUCUAAGAAAGAAGAAGUGAUAGAUGUUCCGACUAAAAGGUAAAGAAGUACAUUUAGCGCCUAUGAUAGGCAAGAAAUAAUAUAUGCUGAUAAGGUUAUGUUAUUACAUGUAUAAAAAAACGUGAAUCGUUCCGAUUGUUGAGGAACAAUGAUAAUAGAAACCUGGGUGGAAAAAUAUUUAUACACGUAAAAGAGAACAAAUGGCAUGUUUUUUUCCCUGUCGUUACUUAAAUGGAAGUCUUGGUUUGCGGAGUAAGGCAUGAAGCCGCUUGCAUUUAGUCAUUGAGAUAUUCAGCUGAUGUUUUCAUUAACUGAAUUUUUUUCCAGCUGCUGGGAAUUAAAUGAUCAGCAGUUCACAGUUAUCUGAGGGUCAUUCCACCAACCUCCCAUUGAGAGGGGGGCGUAAGGGGGGUACAAAUACUCAAAACCUUGCAUAAAUACAUUAUAAACACCACACAGAAUAACAUUAGAAAACCUAAACUUCUUUGAAAUAACCCGAAAAUUUCUAAAUGUUGCUAACCGCUUGGUAUUAAAAAACUGCAAUACCGCAACUUAAAAUAACAAUUUGUGCAAAACCGCACCAAAAAUCGAGCAAAACCGCGUCACUGCAAACCCUUAUACCCCCCUCCAUAUGAAUGUUUCUGAGGGAUAUGGAAAAAUUCCCUUUGAGUGUAGGGCAGAAAGAAAAAGUGGGCUAUUGUAGGAGCUGGGUAGUGGACUGGGUCAGUACUUUUGAUCCUUUUAUUCAACUUAUUUUAUUUGUGGGUGUGGCAGGUGGCUAUUAAGUGGAAGAUGUGAGCCAUUUAUGCAUGGCCAUCUGCUAAGGUUAAUUCUGGCUGGUUUUUAGUGACAGCUAAAAUUAUAAAUAAAUAAAUAUUGUGGACAACUCAGAGACAACUCUAGAUGAUUUCCUCAAACAAUUAUGGUAAGAUCAAUCAUUGGUAAACAAUUCCAUUAUCUGCUGUAGCAUAGAGCAUAGUUGUGUAGAAUCCCAUGCCCUUUAUCCCUUUUGUAAGUUCAUUUAUGUUGUUUUUUUUGUUUAGGGUGGGGUGGGGAGAUUCAUAUAAAACUUAAAGGGAUGAUCAUUAAAGAUUUUUAGUAACUGAACCCUUUGAAAACUAAAUCUUGUUUUAGAGAAUGGCUUAAGUUUAUUUUCCACUGUCACAUAAUUUUUAUGUGCCUAUGUGCAUAAAUAAAAUAGAGGCAAUGUGUGGAAGGUCAGCCAUAAGUGUAAUAGUUGAGCCUCACUCAGCCUACAAGCGUAAAUGCUAUGUGCUUACGGAAAUAAAAAUUAAAUAACAAUGGAAAUCCAUAACUGAUCCAUAACAGAACAUUACCCAGGGGUGAAUCCAAAAAAUUCAGGAAGGGGUGGCCAGGACACUACUUGUCCACUUGCCAGCCAUAUAGAUACUUUUUAUUUUUCUAAGAAUUCUAUAAAAAUAAUACAAAAUUUAAAAGAAAAAAGGGGUGGUCGCGGCCCCCUUUACCCACCCCUAAAUCCGCCCUUGUUACCUGUGACAGUAUAACUCAUAAUUAGCCAAGGUUUAUUUUCAUGGUGAAUUAAACAUUUGGCUUAAAGCUAGUUAUAUUCUCUUUAGAACAUUGACCCUACCUACCAUUCAUGUAAGUGCUGUGGUGUGUGGAGACCGGGCAAUUGAAGCAACAACAAUGCUCAAGUCAACAACUCUAUUUACUAAGAGAACUGUACAACUCCAUGUUGUCGCAGAAGAUCAACUCCAUGAUGACUUAAAGAACAUUUUUAAUCAGUGGCAUACGGUUCAAUCUGGAAAAGUCAUGUUCAAAAUUUACUCUUUACACUUUCCUGGGGAAAAGUUUGAUGAGUGGAAACGACUUUUCAAGCCAUGUGCAUCACAGAGGCUGUUUCUUGUGGUAAGUACAAAACUAUUUAUUCCGUAAUGUAUGUGUUUACUCUGUUUCAUUGCGUACUUGUCAGUUUAGAUAACGACUUGUGGCUUUUAGUGCAAAUGAAAACGUAGAGCUGAUUUGCAGGUUUUAUCAUACUGUGAUAAGCUGUUUAAAGGCAAUUUUAUGUUAAAUUUUUUAUGUACAGUGAGAGAACCUUGAUAUAACAAAGGGCCAAGGGACUGGCAAAUUGUGUUCGCUUUAAUGAGGAUUCAUUAAUGAAAGUUCUUUUCCAUAUUUUACUAUUACCGGGGUAAAGAAAAUCAUUCGCUUUACCAAAGACUUUGUUAGAUAGAGGUCAUUAUAUCACGGUAUAACUGUAAGAAAAACUUAAGAGGGUUGUUUAGAGCCACUUCAAAUUUUGGGGAUCCUGUGGUGGCAUCUGAAUACCUUCUUUAUCAAUUUUCUACAAAAUCUCUCUUUGGAUAAAGGAGACCCUGCCAGGGGUGGGGAGGGGGGGGGUCCCAUGUUGCCCGUCUGAAUUUUAAAAUGUCUCGCGUCGCUGUUUAUAAAUGCUUGUCACUUAUUGUCGGCUUUGCCGUCACUGUCGCAAUUUGGCUGAGGGAAGUUGUUUCUUCUCGCUGUCGCUACCUUUUGGGCCAUAUCACUUGUCGGAAUUUACCCUGGCAGGGCCUCACAAAGUUAUUUUGAACAGAAUAUACUGUUGCCAUGGUAACUUUGCACGUCAGGAAAAUGAUCAUAACUUGUUUAUCAGUGAUUGGGCACUUGGUACCAGUGACGAUUGUUUUAGUAUCUGCUGAUAAAGAGUAGUUAGCUACUAGGAGACAUCAGUGUUUACAAACAUUGUUUUUGUUAUUCAAAUCUGCAACAAGUAAAACAAUAGAAUCUUUUGUUUAAAGAACCAAUGCACUUUUGGUUGGCACAUUACUUAAAUGAUCAGCAGUUCACAGUUAUCUGAGGGUCAUUCCACCAACCUCCCAUUGAGAGGGGGGCGUAAGGGGGGUACAAAUACUCAAAACCUUGCAUAAAUACAUUAUAAACACCACACAGAAUAACAUUAAAUUACCUCAAACUGCAUUGAAAUAACCCGAAAAUUUCUAAAUGUUGCUAACCGCUUGGUAUUAAAAAAGUGCAAUAGCGCAACUUAAAAUAACAAUUUCUGCAAAACCACACCAAAAAUCGAGCAAAACCGCGUCACUGCAAACCCUUACACCCCCCUCCAUUUUAUGAGAUCUUUAUGAGGGGGUCGCUGCAUUGGCACCUUUUUUUCUUUGGAAUGUUUCUGAGGGAUAUGGAAGAAUUCCCUUUGAGUGUAGGGCAGAAAGAAAAAGUGGGCUAUUGGAGGAGCUGGGUAGUGGACUGGGUCAGUACUUUUGAUCCUUUUAGUCAACUUAUUUUAUUUGUGGGUGUGGCAGGUGGCUAUUAAGUGGAAGAUGUGAGCCAUUUAUGCAUGGCCAUCUGCUAAGUGUAAUUCUGGCUGGUUUUUAGUGACAGCUAAAAUUAUAAAUAAAUAAAUUAAUUAAUAUUAUGGACAACUCAGAGACAACUCUAAAUGAUUUCCUCAAACAAUUAUGGUAAGAUCGAUCAUUAGUAAACAAUUCCAUUAUCUGAUGUACUGAUUAUAGCAUAGAGCAUAGUUGUGUAGAAUCCCAUGCCCUUUAUCCCUUUUGUAAGUUCAUUUAUGUUGUUUUUUUGUUUAGGGUGGGGUGGGGAGAUUCAUAUAAAACUUAAAGGGAUGAUCAUUAAAGAUUUUUAGUAACUGAACCCUUUGAAAACUAAAUCUUGUUUUUGAGAAUGGCUUAAGUUUAUUUUCCACCAUCACAUAAUUUUUUUGUGCCUAUGUGCAUAAAUAAAAUAGAGGCAAUGUGUGGAAGGUCAGCCAUAAGUGUAAUAGUUGAGCCUCACUCAACCUACAAGCGUAAAUGCUAUGUGCUUACGGAAAUAAAAAUUGAAUAACAAAUGGAAAUCCAUAACUGAUCCAUAACAGAACAUUACCCAGGGGUGAAUCCAAAAAAUUCAGGAAGAGGUGGCCAGGACACUUGUCCACUUGCCAGCCAUAUAGAUACUUUUUAUUUUUCUAAGAAUUCUAUAAAAAUAAUACAAAAUUUAAAAGAAAAAAGGGGUGGUCGCGGCCCCCUUUACCCACCCCUAAAUCCGCCCUUGUUACCUGUGAGAGUAUAACUCAUAAUUAGCCAAGGUUUAUUUUCAUGGUGAAUUAAACAUUUGGCUUAAAGCUAGUUAUAUUCUCUUUAGAACAUUGACCCUACCUACGAUUCAUGUAAGUGCUGUGGUGUGUGGAGACCGGGCAAUUGAAGCAACAACAAUGCUCAAGUCAACAACUCUAUUUACUAAGAGAACUGUACAACUCCAUGUUGUCGCAGAAGACCAACUCCAUGAUGACUUAAAGAACAUUUUUAAUCAGUGGCAUACGGUUCAAUCUGGAAAAGUCAUGUUCAAAAUUUACUCUUUACACUUUCCUGGGGAAAAGUCUGAUGAGUGGAAACGACUUUUCAAGCCAUGUGCAUCACAGAGGCUGUUUCUAGUGGUAAGUACAAAACUAUUUAUUAUGUAAUGUAUGUGUUUACUCUGUUUCAUUGCGUACUUGUCAGUUUAGAUAACGACUUGUGGCUUUUAGUGCAAAUGAAAACGUAGAGCUGAUUUGCAGGUUUUAUCAUAUUGUGAUAAGCUGUUUAAAGGCAAUUUUAUAGUAAAUUUUUUAUGUACAGUGAGAGAACCUUGAUAUAACAAAGGGCCAAGGGACUGGCAAAUUAUGUUCGCUUUAAUGAGGAUUCAUUAAUGAAAGUUCUUUUCCGUAUUUUACUAUUACCGGGGUAAAGAAAACCAUUCACUUUACCAAAGACUUUGUUAGAUAGAGGUCAUUAUAUCGCGGUAUAACUGUAAGAAAAACUUAAGAGGGUUGUUUAGAGCCACUUCAAAUUUUGGGGAUCUUGUGGUGGCAUCUGAAUACCUUCUUUAUCAAUUUUCUACAAAAUCUCUCUUUGGAUAAAGGAGGCCCUGCCAGGGGUGGGGGGGGGGGGUCCCAUGUUGCCCGUCUGAAUUUUAAAAUGUCUCGUGUCGGUGUUUAUAAAAUAAUUAAUGCUUGUCACUUAUUGUCGGCUUUGCCGUCACUGUCGCAAUUUGGCUGAGGGAAGUUGUCUCUUCUCGCUGUCGCUACCUUUUGGGCCAUAUAGCUUGUCAGAAUUUACCCUGGCAGGGCCUCAGAAAGGUAUUUUGAACAGAAUAUACUGUUGCCAUGGUAACUUUGCACGUCAGGAAAAUGAUCAUAACUUGUUUAUCAGCAAUUGGGCACUUGGUACUAGUGACGAUUGUUUUAGUAUCUUUUGAUAAAGAGUAGUUAGCUACUAGGAGACAUCAGUGUUUACAAACAUUGUUUUUGUUAUUCAAAUCUGCAACAAGUAAAACAAUAGAAUCUUUUGUUUAAAGAACCAAUGCACUUUUGGUUGGCACAUUACACAAAUGAUUACAAUGUCAUUAGGGAACGUUAGCGUGAGUAUUGCUAUAGGACUAAUUCUUCACCUGAAAGUACAGAGCAUUAAUUAUUAGAGUAAUUGUAAAGCUAAAUGGCAAAAUUAAUAUGCUACCAUGGAUGUCCAUUAUCACCUUUCUUGGGUUUUGCCCUUCUUUUGAUUAUUAUAUUUGAUGCACUAGCUAAAUGCUGCUUAUGGAACUUGGUAAAAGAUUGUCAAUUGUAUUCUUUUUCAUGGCCAGCUACAUGCCCAAAAAUAACCGUGCUACAUUAAUCUUCUAGUUUCAACAAUGAAAUGCAGGUUGUUGCCAUUUUGAAAAAGUGGCUGUUACCUGAAGAUUUCAAUAAACAUAAAGAUCUGGACUGGCAGGCAGGACGCAUUACUACAUGGCCUUUACACGAAAGGGGUCAAAUUAUAUAUACGUGGAGGUUUGCUUGUAAUGGAACUGUUGUCAGCUUUCUUAAGAUAGCAUAUUGAAAAUUUAUUUUCUAGGAUGUGCUGGAUUCCAUUGAUAGUGUGCUGUACAUGGAUACGGACACGCUGUUGCUAAGACCUGUGGACAACAUUUGGGAUCACUUCAAGAACUUUGACAGCUGGCAGCUGGCAUCGAUGACUCCAGAGGGUGAAGAAACAUCAUUGACCUGGUAUCCCAGAUUUGCACGUCAUCCUUUUGCUGGCAAAAAUGGAAUGAAUUCUGGUGUUAUGCUUCUUAAUUUAACCAGAAUGCGAGCAUUUGGGUGGAAGGAAAAGAUAAUUGAAGCUUACAACAAGUACAAACUUAGCAUAACCUGGGGAGAUCAGGACUUAAUAAAUAUUGUUUUUCAUGAUCAUCCAGGUAAUGGCCUUGUUUCCUUUUUUGAAGAUUAUUUAUUUCACACUAGCUCCUUGAUGCUGAGGCCUUUGUGCAAGAAUAUCCCCUUAAUAAUCUAGUACAUUUGUAAAGUGCUGCAAAAUUUCAAAAUUAUGCAGUUUAUUUUCACCUUUAGUACAGAAAAACUGUUUCAAGAAAUUAUGUGCACAAAACACAUCUGCUUUACAAUCAGCCACAACAAAUCCCCUUCUGCCUCCCCAAGGGCAAAAUUAAGCCCAACUCUCCCCCAAACAAAGUUGUUCUUUGUUGAAUUAAAGGUGAAAUGUAGUUGUUUAUGGGAUAGAUUAUUUUAGAAAUUAAUAAUUUAUAAUAGACCUUCCCUGCAUUCCUGUAAACAAAGGCACCAACUCAAGGUUUGGGUGGACAAAUUACAGUGAUUUGUAUGAAAAUCCACCUGAGCCUCAUCCUCAUUUCUUUACUUUUGCUCACUUGAGUAUAAUGCGGGAAAGGUCUAUUUAAUGUGAUGUGCAUUAUCAAACAAGGUCGUAAGCUUGAGUUAGGCUUCAGUUUAGAAAGCUGCACAUAUUCUACAACAUUGAAAGAGGGGGGAAGAGAAGGGAUAUUGCAGCAAGACAUUGACCAGGGUAGUGAAGGGUAGUGUAAUUAAGUUAAGUGCCAUACAAUGUGGUGGAGGUAUGGAUAUUUUCUGACAGAAGAGCCAUUUAUACAAUGAAAAAUGAGAUAGCUAGCUAGAUGUGUCUUAAUCAAAGCAAACUUCUUUUAUAAAAUUAAUGAUACAACAACAGUCUCAGUAAGACACACCUUACAUAAUUGCAUUAUGUUAUCACUUUUGUCUUACAAUUUGUCCUAUUGUGUUUCAAAUGCCCAAGAGAUUUUGCCACCCCAACCUCCACCCCACCCUCACUGAUGUUUCGUAUUGUUAUUUGAGAAUGUCAGCUUUGCAUGACUUGUAUCUACAACACUACUAACAGUCAGAUGUGAUAUUUUUAGGUUUGCUAUAUGUUUAUACAUGUGACUGGAACUAUCGUCCUGACCACUGCAUGUAUGGGAACAAUUGUGGGGCAGCUAAAGACAAUGGCAUAUCAGUAGUCCAUGGAAAUAGAGGAGUCUUCCACAAUGAUAAACAAGUCUUCUUUAAAGCUAUUUAUAACACCUUGAGAGAUUUUAAACCUGGUGAAAACAUCACGUUGCUGGCAACUCGUUUAUCAGAAAACCUUAAAUCUGUUGGGACUGAUCCCUAUUGUAAUGCCAUGGUUGACAGUGUGUUAAAAUAUCCCAAAAAAUAUUCCGUCUUAUGA
Messenger RNA from Porites evermanni, 7714 nucleotides. The record is from the annotation of a GenBank genome assembly. Lineage: Eukaryota; Metazoa; Cnidaria; Anthozoa; Scleractinia; Poritidae.